This is a messenger RNA of Cuscuta epithymum, 600 nucleotides long. Lineage: Eukaryota; Viridiplantae; Streptophyta; Magnoliopsida; Solanales; Convolvulaceae. The record is from the annotation of a GenBank genome assembly.
CGUUGGCGAGCGUGGUGACAGAGAAAUCUAUUCGUCCCUUUGCAUUUCGGGCAACCAUGGCAAUGGUUUGAGACCGGUCAAAGGUGUAUCGAUCGAUGAAAUUGGCGACUCAAAAUUUCUGUUACAGUUCUACCAUGAAGGGGAUAUCAAUCGGGUACUUCGAGAUGAACCUUGGACCUUUGAACAAAAUUUUGUGGUAAUAAGGCGUUUAGGGCAGGUGGAUAGACCACUUGAGGUGGCUUUGGAUAGCGCUGAUUUUUGGGUUCAGAUACAUAACCUACCUCUAGGCUUUAUGACUGAAAAAGUUGCAUGUGGUAUCAGAAACACAAUUGGUUCGUUCAUUGUAGUUGAUGAGCGCACGCUAGGAGGUGUUUGGAGAUCCAUCUUGCGAAUUCGGGUGACCAUGAAUAUCAAGAAAGCAAUAGUUCGCCGAUUACAUAUAAGGAAGGAGGGGGUAACUGGUUUUGGGCAGAGUUUAAAUAUGAGCGUCUUUCAAAGUUCUGCUUCAUUUGUGGAAUUUUGGGACAUAUUGAUCGUCUUUGUCCAUCCGAUACUCACUCCGGAUCUUGGAUAAGAGAGAGGCCAUAUGGGGCUUGGAUG